Molecule: messenger RNA, 4312 nt
Organism: Musa acuminata AAA Group (dessert banana)
Lineage: Eukaryota; Viridiplantae; Streptophyta; Magnoliopsida; Zingiberales; Musaceae
Product: kinesin-like protein KIN-14P
Exons: 21
Coding region: 353-3898 (1181 amino acids)
Biological process (GO): microtubule-based movement
Cellular component (GO): microtubule cytoskeleton
Molecular function (GO): microtubule binding; microtubule motor activity; ATP binding
Source: RefSeq, a predicted model, not a curated record
GACGUUCUUCCGUGAGUCAACGACGUGCAGGUCAUCCACAGGCUGUGGAGAGUGCCAACAUGGUGGAUUUCGUUUUGUUCUGCUGUUGGCAGGAACGGCAGGCGUCGAGUAGAGGCGAAGAAAAAAAGAAGGCACCAAGUGAGGAAGAAGAAGCCAUGAAUAGCAAUCGAUUUCCUUCUUCAAAGGGGACAAUGGAUGAGAAUUUAGUAAAGAAAGGACGUGCUCGCCUUAAAGCUCGGAGGUUUUCGCGGCUUCAAGAAGUCCCGCGAGCGAUGUCAUCCCUUUCUCCCUGCAAUUCGAUCUCAAUGCUCACCUAUUCUUUCCGGCGGGCGCACUGGAUGGUUGCUCCCCGAUGAAGCUCGGGGCAUUGCUCAAAUUGCCGAUUGGCGAUGCGCGCGCGAGUUGCCGAGGCGAAGACGGGGCAUGCCAAGGAAUGACCGGCCCUGACACGGACGCCGAUAUGGCUAAGAGGCGGUCAGAAGUGAUCGAGUGGCUCAACAGUUUGUUCCCCGGCCUUGACAUACCGGUCGACGCGUUGGAGGAGGAACUCAGAGCGCGGUUGCUCGACGGAGCUCUCUUGUGUGGCAUCCUCAAGAGGUUUAAUCCAGACUACUCGGGGGAGAUCAGGACGGAGAACCGUUCAGAAAACAUAAGGAAAUUUAUUGCUGCUGUUGAACAGGCGGGACUGCCCAGUUUCAAGGUUUCAGACUUAGAACAGGGACCAGCGUCUGCAGUAGUGUACUGCCUUUGGUCUCUUAAGGAUCACCUCACGUCCGACACUGGAGAAAACAGGGAUCUGAACUCUCCGGCGAGGAGCGUAGGUGAGGCAAGAAUAGUAAGGUGGAAAUCUCUGGAGAGCAGGAUUGACGCUCUAAGAGGGGAUACCACCUUAAACGGGCAAAGUUCUGCUAUCUUUGGAGAGGAGAGAAGACACAGCUUUCAUGACUCGAGGUUACAACGCCGCCUGCGAAGUCCCAUCAUGUCUGAGCCAUCAACUCCCCCAACUCAUCAUGUUGGGCAUAAAUUCCAUGAGGUUUUCCAGCUAAAACAAGGGCGUUAUUAUGAUCUUCCUGCGGCUAAGAUCUCGGAGAUGAUGAAAUCAAACAGUUUAGAUAAUGCCCCCACUCAGUCUCUUCUAAGCGUUGUAAACGGAAUUCUCGAGGAAAGUAUCGAGAGGAAAAAUGGAGAAAUACCUCAGCGAGUAGCAUGCUUGCUGAGAAAAGUUGUGCAAGAGAUCGAACGGCGUAUUUCAACUCAGGCAGAGCACAUACGAAAUCAAAACAAUCUCAUAAAAGCACGCGAGGAGAAGUACCAGUCGAGGAUUAGAGUGCUUGAAACGCUAGCCAAUGGUACACCUGAUGAAACACAGAUAGUUAUGAACCAGCUUCAGCUGCUUAAGACAGAGAAGCACAAGAUCGAAGAGAGAAGCAAAGUUGGUGAAGAAGACAUGGUUAAGCUGACGAAGGAGAAGGAAAAGAGUGACAAGAUAAUUUCAGAUCUUACCCAAGAGUUGGAAACCAUAAAAAGGACGUACGAAGAUCAGUUUCAGCAGAUGGAUACAAAAACAAAGGAAUACCAAAUUGAAAAGCUGGCCAAGGAGAAGGAAAAGAGUGACAAGAUAAUUUCAGAUCUUACCCAAGAGUUGGAAACCAUAAAAAGGACGUACGAAGAUCAGUUUCAGCAGAUGGAUACAAAAACAAAGGAAUACCAAAUUGAAAAGCUGGCCAAGGAGAAGGAAAAGAGUGACAAGAUAAUUUCAGAGCUUAAGCAAGAGUUGGAAACCGUAAAAAGGACGUACGGAGAUCAGUUUCAGCAAAUGGAUACAAAGGCAAAGGAAUACCAAAUUGAAUUGGAGGAGAAGCUAAAGGAUGCCGAAUCCGUUUUGGCCGAAUCGCAGAGGAGAAUACAGGAGCUAGAGACAGAUUCAGAAUUCAAUUUUCAGAACUGGAACCAAAAGGAACAUGUUUUCCAAAGCUUCGUAGAUCUACAAAUGCAGUCGGUGCAGGAAUUGAGGUCGUCUUCCAACUCCAUCAAGAAAGAAGUGAAGGUUUCACAAAAGAGAUGGUUCGAAGAAUUGAACAGCUUUGGGCAACAGCUGAAGGUACUGACUGACGCAGUAGAGAACUACCAUGCCGUCCUCGCAGAAAACAGGAGAUUGUACAACGAGGUCCAGGAGCUAAAAGGAAAUAUUAGAGUUUACUGUCGGAUAAGGCCAUUCCUUCCUGGGGAGAAUAGAAAACAGUCCACCAUAGAUUACAUUGGUGAGAACGGUGAGCUUCUUGUUGUGAAUCCCUCCAAGCCCGGAAAAGAUGGACAGCGAAUGUUCAAGUUCAACAAGGUCUUCGGUUCAACCGCCACUCAAGAGCAAGUCUUCUUGGACACUCGGCCUUUAGUUCGAUCAGUUCUUGAUGGCUAUAAUGUAUGCAUUUUUGCAUAUGGUCAGACUGGAUCAGGAAAAACCUACACCAUGACUGGACCGGAAUCAGCAACCGAGAAGGAAUGGGGUGUCAAUUAUCGAGCUCUGAACGACCUCUUUCAGAUAUCUCUAAGUAGGAGAGACACAUAUCUGUAUGAAGUGGGUGUUCAGAUGGUUGAAAUAUACAAUGAGCAAGUGCGUGAUCUGCUCGGACAUGGCAGCUCACAGAAGAAGCUUGGAGUUCUGACUACAUCCCAGCCAAAUGGGCUUGCCGUCCCCGAUGCGAGUAUGCUUCCUGUCAAAGCUACUUCUGAUGUGCUGGACCUGAUGCAGAUAGGACAUGGAAACAGGGCUGUGAGUGCCACUACUCUCAAUGAAAGAAGUAGCCGGUCGCACAGCAUUCUGACAGUUCAUGUUCGAGGAACGGAUCUGAAAACUGGAACCACCUUGCGAGGCUCUCUUCAUCUGGUAGAUCUUGCUGGAAGUGAGAGAGUUGACCGUUCCGAGGUGACCGGAGAUAGGCUCAAGGAAGCGCAACACAUCAACAAAUCUCUGUCGGCUCUCGGAGAUGUCAUAUUUGCUCUGUCGCAAAAGACCGCUCAUGUGCCGUACAGAAACAGCAAACUAACUCAAGUACUGCAAAGUUCUUUGGGUGGACACGCCAAGACACUGAUGUUUGUACAGAUAAAUCCCGAUACAGGGUCUUUCUCCGAGAGUCUGAGUACCUUAAAGUUUGCUGAGAGGGUUUCCGGGGUGGAGCUGGGUGCUGCAAAGAGUCAAAAGGAAGGGAAAGAUAUCAGAGAUUUGAUGGAACAGGUGGCAUCACUUAAAGAUACUAUUGCAAGGAAAGAUGAGGAGAUUGAACAGCUCCAACAGACGAAAGACAUCAGAUCAAAACAUAGUAACAGCCCACUGAAGCAUUCAUCCUCCACGAAUUCAGUGGUAGGUCAAGAACGGAUGUCAUCUGUAGGAAGGGCAAUGGCUGCUAAUAAGGUGGGUGCAGAUCAUGAGAACUGGUCAGAGCACAGUGGCGAGGUUUCUGAAUCUGGUUCUCACCAGUCCGCAGAUGACAGAAGGCAGCAGAAGGAGCACAGCCAUCCAAAGCUCAGUGGAGAAGCAGCAGAGCAGAGUUCUGCGGACCCUGAGCUCUUGGGUUUCGGUGACGCAGACUCCGAGGAACGAUUGAGUGACAUAUCGGAUGGUGGCCUCUCCAUGGGAACCGAAACCGAUGGUUCGAUCGGCAGCCUCGUCGAGUAUAAUCUCUUCCCGGAACAAGCCAAAUCAUCAGAAACCACCAAAGCGCCUAAAACUCCGACGCGAGUGGCGGCGAAGGCAACGUCUUCGAGGACCGCCCAAGUGCCAGCGUCCCGAACAAGAUCAAGAGACAUGUUGAAGUCCCCAAGUCUAAAGAAAAGCACAAGUCAAGUGGCAAUCUCUUCAUCCAGGACCUCAAAGGUUGUAGGGAAAGCACAGGUCAAGUGAGAGAGCCCUGGUCGCAGCCUUCGUCGAAUCGCUGGCAGCGGAGCGAGUGGUGUUCUCAACCUUCGUCAAUGCGUUUUGCUUGUACAAUUUUGCUAUAGCAGUUAUGAAUGGCGGUGAAGAAGCAACCUUGUCUUUGUUUAUAUUUAUGUUACUCUUAUAGAUUUCUCUGUAAUGGUGGAAGGGGUAUCUAUCACCUUGUAUUUGUUUAUAUUUGUGUUACUCUAUAGAUUUCUCUGUAAUGGUGGAAGGGGUAUCAUAUUGAUGUUGUGCAUAUAAAGAUAUCAAUACAUUUGUUGUGAUGUGGCAUAUUAAGCCUAAUAAACUAUCAGAACAUUUGUUGUGCAUAUUAAGAUAUCAAUAUCAUCGAUCAAGAAAUUGAUUUGAACGCACCAGAGUUUUACCGGACACAAACAA